Molecule: messenger RNA, 6339 nt
Organism: Agrilus planipennis (emerald ash borer)
Lineage: Eukaryota; Metazoa; Arthropoda; Insecta; Coleoptera; Buprestidae
Exons: 20
Coding region: 526-4107 (1193 amino acids)
Biological process (GO): positive regulation of protein localization to plasma membrane; skeletal muscle contraction; positive regulation of voltage-gated calcium channel activity
Cellular component (GO): extrinsic component of cytoplasmic side of plasma membrane
Molecular function (GO): protein binding
Source: RefSeq, a predicted model, not a curated record
CUCUGCGAAUUAAACCGCGAACACAGUGUGCGUCCCGACGUCCGACGACGGUCGCCGCGACGCUAGGUACACUACACAUACACAACGGGUCCGUGUCGUAUAGUUGUAGAUCCGACCUCGGCCACGGAAAUAACGCGAUACUCAUUGCAUAUUCCAAUCCGCACUCAUAAUUUUGCCAAAAACUCUUAGUUACAUAAGUGCCAUCAGUUGUCCCCCGUAAAAUAACAAUUUUUGUUCCGUUGUGAUUCCUAUUGUUCUUAUUUGAAUUGUUUUUGUUAAUGUUUAAAGUGACGCUGAAGAACUCGUGCAAUCAAACAGCGCAACGGUGAUCUACUGUUAGCUUUUAUUUGAGGAUUGGUUGAGUUGGAGUAACCGAAGACGUUGUGAUACGCACAUGAUUCGGUAGUAACUACCUAGAGGACAUUUUCUUCGCCGUAGCUUCAAUGUGGAAGUCCGACCAUCGUGGUACUCUCGUAGACAAGGAAGCAAAAGCGGCAGCUUCGCAAUGUCGAACUGCGCUAGAGCAUGUACGUAAUCUAUCCUGCCGAUGAAGUAGUCUAUUUAUCGUAUGGUCGUGUGAUCGUUAUCCCCCGAGUUAAUAACCAAGGCCGAGAGGCCGUCGACUGUUCAUCAGCUUCCCCCAAAACACCCCAAGUAGCGAACGAUCUCAGUGUUCCUUCCACCAGUACCAGCUCAACCAGAAGCUACCAUUCCGUAGUAAGUGGUCCUUCACUGUCCAACCUCUCCGAAGAACAAGAAGACGAAAACGAGGAGGAAAAUUUCGAAUCCAAUCAAUCGCUCGAAACAAACAAGACAUCGUACGUGAAAAGUUCGCCGAAAAAUUUUCGCGAGCGCGUCAGUAGUCUUUCAAAGAGACUUUCGGCCGACAAUUCAAAAUCUAGUAGCUCAAGUGGAACUCUCUUCUCCGAGAAACCACCUCCGUCACCAAGAAGUGCUAAGCUGAAUUUUCUUAAUAUCAAUCUCCAUCAUCGUAGCCGAUCGGCGUCGCCAUCUGAACCGAUCAACCGUCGGCUUUCGUACACGGACUACCUCAGUGCUAACAGAAGCAAUUCGCCGAUAAAUACGAAAAUUGUCAGUGAUUCUCAUCUCGCGGUUCCAAAACGCGAACGGUCUCCUAGAGGGGUAGAAGGUCCUACCCUUCGCGUUCCACAGUUCGCAGGGAAGUCUUCGAAAAGUGCCGAAGACUUGCCAAAAACAAGCAGUGCUAGUGCUCCUUGCAGUUCGAAUGAUUUCGGUUUCGAGUUUAAUAAACAGAAUAGCAAAUUCCUGACACUUCCCAGGACCAGGACGCAAUCUCUCUCGGCAGGUGAACGUUUUGCCCAAAGAGUACCGUUUGUAACAACUCCCAUCAGUAACUUAGUGGAAGAAGAAUCACCUCAGAAGGUUUACUUUACACAAUUUUUCUUUGUUUCAGUGUCGGACUUCACACAGCAGCUAGGUCAGAUUUAUGAGCAUCAAGCUGAAGAAUUACAAUUGUUGGUGUCCAAUUUUAGAAAAAGGAAUGGAGAACUACGGAAAGAAAGGCCAGCAUGUCCAAGUUCGUUAUUCCAUGUAUGGGAGACUCUUCUUCAGGAAGUGGAGAUUGACUCUCAAGGACUCAGCGAUAUAGCAUCUAUAUUGGGUAGACAAGUAUCCAGGUCGUUGCUGGAAAAGUCCUUUUUUAGAAAAAUCCAAUCCAGAAAAGUAUUCACUCAUAGGGACAAUUAUGAAGCCAUUAUUAGUAAAACAGAGGAAAAACUUUCAAAGUGUCGUCAGGACUACAAGAAUGCCUACUUAGCAUAUUUAACAAAUCCUACUACAGAUAGUUUAAGUUCAUAUUUUAACACCCAUAACGCGUACGUCCAGCAAUUGCAUGCAACCAAUGGGAUGUUAGACGAGUACACCAAGGACACAUUACCUCAACUAUUAAAGGAAUUGGAAGAAAUAUAUUGUGAUCUAUGCUCAACUGUAUCUGACGCUAUAGUGCAAGAAGCAGAAGCUGUUUCAGUUAAGGCUAUGGAACAACACAAGAGGUACGAAUCAUUAGCAUCUCAGUGUCGGAAUAUCUCAGGCGUCUCUGAUUUAUCACACCUCGCGAGAAGUUUGCCCCCUGCACAGGGAAGGGGAUUAAUAGUGAAGCGAAUAUUCGUUCCUCCUCAACCACCCCAGGAACUCAUCGAAGGAGCAGAAGGCCAAGAAAUGCAAAACGUUGGGGAGGCUGGAAGGAGGGAGUAUCAGGAAGGAAAUGUGGAAGGGGAAGAAGGUAUUGGAAAUAGUAACGAUAGGAAAAAUGGUACCAACGCUGGUCGAGAAAUGCCAAGAACGGAGCCAGACGUUCACAGCUUUCAAGAAUACACAUACAAGAAAAUAACUCCCUGUGACGUUUGUUCCCAAAUUCUAAGAGGACAUACGAAGCAAGGACUAAAAUGCAGGUCGUGUAAGAUGAACGUUCAUUUAGACUGUCAAGAGAAAGCCGCAAAAUGUCAACCAAAAUCCAGGCUUCUGAGAAGACAAAAGUCCACAUCAGAAAUUGAAUCCCGAGUUCCCGAACCAACGCUUGAAGAAGAAAGAAGGCAAAAUUUAUGCGAUUUCCCAAAUGAUUCUUACGCAGGACAUACGAAGCAAGGACUAAAAUGCAGGUCGUGUAAGAUGAACGUUCAUUUAGACUGUCAAGAGAAAGCCGCAAAAUGUCAACCAAAAUCCAGGCUUCUGAGAAGACAAAAGUCCACAUCAGAAAUUGAAUCCCGAGUUCCCGAACCAACGCUUGAAGAAGAAAAUAUAAGAGAGAGCGAUAGAUAUCCCCGCAUGACCACCUUCAAUCGACAAUUGUCAUUUAGAAAUAGCCAUACACCGACAAACAGUCCAGAUUCUACAAGUUUAGAUAGUACCGAAGUGGAUCGGAUCUAUCAGGUCCUAAAACAAGCAACAGAGAUAUCAAACAACAAACCCCGUUUUAACCUGGAACCACCAUACGCAGAAAGAACGGCCAUUUCUGCCUCUGUAAGCUCGGGCAGUUCAGGCCAGAGCAUAAACCGGCGUAACGUCCUGCCGGCCACACAAGGCUCCACGAAUGCCUCCACGCUUUCAGUUAACAAUCCUGUACCCUCUACCACUAGUUCAGAACGCAAACAUGCCUCGUCUUCGGCUACAUCAACGACUACCUCGUCACCUAUGGACAGCAUCUCAAUGCGAAGGAGACUCUUUGCUGGAAUGAAAAGUUUGACCGGAUUCGGAUCAAGAUAUAGGCGCUCGUCGCCUGGUCAUCGCUCCAUCUCACUACCGGAAAAACGAAGUUCGCAAGACGCUUCGGGCACGAGGCCCUUUGGAGAGCCCUUAUACCUUAUUCACAACGUUGAAAAUGGCGAUGACGAAGACCUACGACCCAUUACAGCGACCCGGGAAAAAUCGAAACACAUAAAUAAACGAAUAAGUUUUCCUCCUCAUUCCCCACGGCGUCAGAAGUUGAACAUUAGAAUGAAAAGUUUGUCGCUAGACUCCCCAGAGAGCUCUGAAUAUGUUCAAAAAAGAAGACAUCACGGAGCUGCUACCAGCGAACCACAUUCAAAGGACAGCUCUUCAUCAAGGAUAGAUUCUCCUUCGAGUCCUGUCCACAAUCGACGACUCCUUUCAGCGAAAAAUAUGAGAAUGUCAUCUGUUGAACUUCCUGAUGAUAACGAAAAGAGUCAUUCCUCUGCUAGUGCGUCUCCUUGUCCAAGUCCCGUAGGAGGCAAGAAAUCACAUAGACUUUUACCAACGAACCUGUACGUCAUUCUGUACAACUUCAAAGCCAGGCAUCAGGAUGAGCUUGAUCUAAAAGCAGGCGAUAAAGUCACUGUAAUCGACUUUUCUGAUCCUGACUGGUGGAAAGGAAAGUGCUUGGGACGAAUCGGAUAUUUUCCUUCCAAGUAUUGCUCUAAGCUCUCUGCCGGAGAGAAAGCCCUGCAGGUCACCCACAAUUUGCAACUGUCUGAUGGAGAUAACGGACUCAUGUUACUGAGGGACCAAAUCGUUAUUCAAAUUGGCGAAGAAGUUGAUGGUGUUGUGAUGAUCCGAUCCGGAGACAACCGACAAGGCGUGUGCCCGAUAAAGUUCCUUCAGGAGGUGUGACAGAGAAACCCACCGAUAAACGAAAUGUGCUAUCGAAAGAACGACCUGAAUAAGAAGCCCGUCUUGAACAAAAUUUAUUACCAAUAUCCCAAAGAAACUGCCACUUAUAAAAGCAACAACAUCACCAACAAACAAAGCUGUUACCGAAGGAACAAUUUUACUCAAUAUUAUUACAACAAUUUCAACGACAACGCCAUGAUGAACAACUACAUGUAUCUCCCCAAACAAAAAAAUAUCAAUAACAUCAAUAACAUUUUUGCCAUGUCCAAAAUACAAUACAGAUUUGAAACGAAAAAAACGACGUACAAGGCCCCAUUCUCAUCGUCCAAGCGACCCCUUUCCAUUAAACUUUCAACUCCUAAACAUGUUGCUAACUUUCUUAGUCGAACUUUUCAUUCGGAUUCUCAAAAGAGGCCCCUCCUUCUUAACACUAAUACAUCCCUAAACAAUUUAAACGAUUAUCAAAGUACCUAUCCUGUUGAUAAGAAUUUCAAUUUACCUUCAUCCGUCUACACAAUAAGUCAAAAUGUUGAAAAAAUUACCGCAAAGAGUUCAUUUUAUCCAAAGAGGAACUUCUUCAUUACAUCGAGCAGUAGGCCUCUUUUCGUUAGAAAAUAGAUAGCAGUAAAAAAUUAUGUUGUUGUUGUUGUUAUUUAAUGAUAUCUAUUAUUGUUGCACCGUUAGCUUUACAAAUAUUUAAAUCGAGCUUAAUACAGGGCGUUUAAAAUAAAUAUUUAUUUUGGUUUUCCACAAAACUUUUUGUUUGUGUACUCACUAAAACGUACCCCCUGAAUAUUUAUACUGUUUUAAGCAUUAUUAGUAAUUGUAAAACAUGUUUAAAAUAAAUGAAGAUAUUUAAACGCCCUGUUCCUUUCCCUUCACUGUCAGUGUUAGUGAAAUCACAAAAAUAUUAACUAAUUAUUUAUUAGUUAUUACAUAUUUAAAAUUGAAUUUUAUAAGUGAUUUAAGAUAGUAUUAUUCAUACUUCAUACUUGCAUACAAAAAACUUUACAGGAAAACUUUCAAAAACUAUUCCCAGCAGAGGGGUUGAUAAAUCUAAUUUAUUAAUAUAUUGUAUCUGUACCUUCUACGUAAUUAAAUUUCAUGAUUCUCUCAUUAGAAAAUAUAUCAAUAAACACAAAAAAAUGAUAUGGUUAACAAACCAUAAUCAAAAAAAGUAUAAAUAGUUGAGCUUUUUGCUCUUUUUUUUUUAAUUUCAUGUUUAUAAGACAUCAGAAAAUGAUUACACUUAAUAGUAUACAUGUUAAUGAAUUUGCUACAUUAUUAAAAUCAAACAGUUAUUUACUUGUUAGUCUUAAAGCAUUUAGUUAAUAAUUAUAUUAAACGUUUUCCCGUUGAUGUUAAUGUUUCAUCCAAAAGUUUAUUUUAGUUUAACGGUACAAUCAAGCAACUGUAUGUGAUAUUUUUACCUAAACCUUCUAUCUGUAAUUGUAUACGACCAACUUUGAUCUACCACAUGAAAAUUAACAUGAUUAUACUGCUUAGUCUCUAUCCCACCAAUUUUAUUGUAAUUAAUGACUAAAAUAGAUACUACAAAUUAUUAAUUAACCACGCCCUUUGUGAUACUAGGUACUUAUUAUUUAUUGUUUCACAUGAACUCUAAUACAAGACUUGAAAAUUUAAAUAGCAAACUAAAAUUUUAAUUCCAUCCCAAAAAAAGAAUUCAUUUAAGUAGAUAGAACUUUAUUUUUAAUAAAAAAAAAAAACUGUAAUAGUUACAUCUUAUAAAUGUGCAUAUUGUGUUAUCAUCUUACUUUUCAUAUGUAUAUAUAGUCGAAAUAGAAAUAAUCAGCUUACAACUAAAUUGUAUUACCUACUUAGAUCUUCAAUUUAUUAAUUAGAAUAGACUAUUGUAAACUGUAAUCUGUAUUACACAAUUAAUUGGCUAGGAACUGUCUAACUUAUUUAAAAUGUACGUAAAUUAUAUGUACCUUUCAUUUUAAAACCAUCCAGACAAUGCAUUGCUUUAUAGAAUGAUAAGAUACAAUUACAUUUUAAUUUACAUAUGAACUAGUAAUUUAAUUUUGUUUUAAAAAAUGUAUUAGAUUGCACUGGAAAUGUAAAACAAUUAUCAAAAAUUUGUAUCAUCACUUUACUCUACAUUGCGUUAAAAGCUAAAAUCUAAACAAUUUUAGGUUCUAAUAACUAAUAGGGAUGAGCUAAGUAUGUAUAAAACUAUAGAAAAUAAUCCACACAAUGUGUAAAAUAUUU